AUGGAGGAAAGCCACUACACGAUUCUGAGCCUGGAUUCCCCCACUCGGCUGAUGGGCUCCUCGGUCAAUCGGCAUCAGCAGUUCUGGCGAAACUAUCACCUAGUCGACUGGGGCCGGUUCCAGAGGUGCGUGGACAACAACGUCGACUACGAGGCGCAGCCGGCAACGCCUGAAGCAAUCGCUCGGCAGCUGCGUUCCAUCGAGGAGGCGAUCUCGGUUGCCCGAGAGCAACAUGUACCGACGACUCGCCAGUUGGAGCGUGAGUUCGACCGUUUUGGUGCCAUCAAAAAGAUCGAAUAUAACAAAGGGGACACCCAGGCCUACAUUCUGUACGAUUCUAUUGAUGCUGCUACGGCUGCUGUGAAGGAAAUGCGUGGAUUCCCGUUAGGGGCACCGGAUCGUCGUAUUCGUAUCGAUUUUGCUAAUAACGGAACAACACCAUCGUUCUCAAAGUGCAGUGGAGGUUUUGAGGAAGGCGGUGAGUAUCGUCGCGGCCCCGACUACGAAUAUCCGGAAGGCGGUGCAUCACACGAGGAAAAUUCAUCGUACGGCUAUGGUGGAAGACCGUUCCGCGGCCGUGGAGGAUUCCGCGGACAUGGUGGUUUCCGUGGCGGUUUUCAUCGUGAUGGCCCACCGCACCACGGGGACAAUGAUGAACGGCGUCGAUCAGGAGCCGAUGGCAAAUAUGAUUCACGCCGUCGUUCUGGAUCCCCGUUCACCGAGGCGACGCAGUCCGGCUGA
This is a messenger RNA of Armigeres subalbatus, 741 nucleotides long. RefSeq names its product RNA-binding protein spenito-like. Gene Ontology annotation, molecular function: mRNA binding. The coding region runs from base 1 to 741 and encodes 246 amino acids. Gene Ontology annotation, cellular component: nucleus. The transcript has 3 exons. Gene Ontology annotation, biological process: regulation of alternative mRNA splicing, via spliceosome. The record is from RefSeq and is a predicted model, not a curated record. NCBI's taxonomy places the organism in Eukaryota, Metazoa, Arthropoda, Insecta, Diptera, Culicidae.